GCAGCGCGCAGGGUUCAGCCGUCCCGCCGGGGGCGGCGGUGGCCGCGGCGGCGGGCCCGGAGCCGCAGCCUGCCGGGUGUGUCGGGAGGCGCUGCUGAGGGGCGGGACGCCGGGCAGCGGGCGGGCGGGCAGGUGCGACUCUGGCGUCCGGGGGCGGGGAAGCGCUUUCUCCCGGCCGGGCAGGCGGCGGUGUGCGGGCGCGGUGGCGGUUUCCCCGGGGCGGGGCGGACCGCGGCGGUGCGGGGCGGGCCGGGAAGGCGCCCGGGCGGCCGCGGGCCCGCGGCGGUUGCGGUGACGGACUCGCGCGGCCCCGCCUGCCCCCGCCGCCGCCUCUGCCGUGUAACGGCCCUUUCCUCGCGCGGCCCCGGGCGUUCGGGGGCGGCUGUUGGCGGCUGGACCCGACCCGGCAGUGCCGGACCUGCCCCCGCUCCGCCCCGCCGGGCGCACACACGCACACACACACACACACACACACACACACGCACACGGGCAGCCGCACACGCACUCACCCACACACGCUCACUCACACGCACACGCCGCCGGGGCGGCUCCGGACCCGGCUGGCGGAGCGCGGCGGAGGGAGGGAGGCGGCCACGCCGGGUCACCUUCCCGGCCGCUGGCAGCGAGAAGGGCGCCCUCGCCGCUCUCUUCCCCCGCCGCCAUCCGCCCCUCCGGGCCGUCCCCGCCCCGGGUGAGGGGGUGCCCCGGGCCGGCUCGGGCAUGAGCUGCGCCGGGGGCAGCGUCGUUCUCCCUCCCGCGGAGCAGCAGCGAGACCCCGCCGCCCCCCUGGAGCUGCCGGCCGGAGCGGGGGAGAAGAGCGGGGACACCCCGGAGGAAGGAGAGAGUGGCGGCCCCAGCUCCGGCGAGGGCCGGAGGGGCGGCUCGGAGAGCGGCCGUGCCGAGGCGGGGGCCACCGGCGGCGACAAACCCGAGACCCGCUCGGUGUGCAGCAGCGAGAGCGGCAGCGGCAGCCACCCCGGCGGGGCCGGCCCCAUCUGCAAGAUCUGCUUCCAGGGCCCCGAGCAGGGUGAAUUGUUAAAUCCUUGCCGCUGUGAUGGGUCAGUACGGUACACACAUCAGCUUUGCCUGUUAAAGUGGAUAAGUGAAAGAGGGUCAUGGACCUGUGAACUCUGCUGUUACAGAUACAAUGUUAUAGCAAUUAAAAUGAAGAAGCCCUGCCAGUGGCAAAGCAUUACUAUAACACUGGUUGAGAAAGUGCAGAUGGUUGCUGUAAUCCUAGGAUCUCUGUUCUUAGUAGCAAGUGUGACUUGGCUUCUAUGGUCAGCCUUCAGCCCUUAUGCAGUAUGGCAAAGAAAGGACAUCCUUUUUCAAAUCUGCUAUGGAAUGUAUGGUUUUAUGGAUCUAGUAUGCAUAGGACUGAUAGUACAUGAAGGUGCAUCUGUUUAUCGAGUGUUUAAGCGCUGGAGGGCGGUGAAUCUACACUGGGAUGUGUUAAAUUACGAUAAAGCCACAGACAUAGAAGAGAGCAAUCGAGGAGAACCCUCAGCAGGAAGGACAUUGUGGUUACCGCUGACUGCAUUUAGAAACAGAAGUUUAGUUCAUCCGACACAGUUAACCUCACCAAGAUUUCAGUGUGGCUAUGUAUUGUUGCAUCUGUUCAACCGCAUGAGACCUCAAGAAGAUCCGUCAGAAGACAACGGCUCUGGGGAGGUAGUGAUGAGAGUCACCUCAGUGUAAACAUUAUGCUCACUGUGCUACACAGAUAAGGAGAAUGUGCCCUGAUGUUACAGGACUUUGGAAUGUAGUUACAACUAGUGGUGAAACCAUUAACACUUGAAAAAAUAUAUACACUUUUUUUAAAAAAAAUAAUGCUUUUUAUAUGAUCAGCUAAAACACAAAUACAUUUUUUCUGGGAAAAAAAGUCUCUUCCUUUUUAUAUAGUCUGGUUUAUUAGAACUUUUGACAAUUUGUACCUGAGGUGUACACAAAAUAGUUUACCUCUUAGGUCUUUGAAUGAUAAGGAAACUCAUUUUUAAGUAAAAAAAUAUAUUUAAAUGUAUUUUCUUAAACUCCGGCUUUCAUCCACUACUGUUAUUUUUCCCACUUUCAUGAGGAUUAAACUGAACAACCUUCUUCCAAAAAGAAAAAGAAUUUUUAUACAAUUCAAGUAUUCUUCUUUUUCUGUCUUUAUUCUAUUGUUGUUUGCAGCACAGUUCAGGUAUAUGAAAGUAAGGGCUAUAUUGUCACUUGUCUUUGAUCAGAGGUCCAAUGGGUGUUUUACAAAACAUGAGGGAAGAUGCCAGCUCUUCUUUUAGCUUUCCCACAUGAGUGCGUAAGAUGUCAGAGACAAGAAUGACACAGGCACGGGAAGGGUCUUGCAGUUCCUCUCAAGUCUCUAGGACCUGCAGAGUACUGGUGCUGUGCCCAUGCCCAGAAAUGACAUUAAAAUGACAUUACCUUCUGAGCUGCAGCACUGAACUUAGCAGCCUGUGAAUUUCUAGUACCAUUCUAACUGUAGGACAUUGACAUCCCUUUAAUUUUUUUUUUAAAGAAAAAAUGCACGUUACAGCUUAUGGAAAAAUAAUAAGUCCUGAUGGAAACUGAAGUAGAAAUAAUGCAGAGCCUUAAUUUUGCCAGGUAAUGAAUCACCACAUUAAAAAUGAGGCAGCGUUCAUCUUUAUCAUGGUAGCUAAUCAAUGCUGUGAAGUUUGCUUCUCUGCUUUUGACUCAUUGCAAAAAUUCUAAUAUCAUUUAAUCAAAUGAAAAUGUAAAUUAUUUCCAAGUUAAUAAUUAAGUCUGUUAAAGAUCAAGAUGAAAAAGUAGAGCUGAAAGGACUCUGGGAAUGGUAGCUUACUUAAAACAGUUUGGGGUGGGUUGACCUUGGCUGGCUGUCAGAUCCCCAUCUAGUUGCUCUCUUCCCCUUCUCAGUAGGACAGGGUUAGAAAAUAAGAUGAAAAAUCUCAUGGGUCAAGACGAAGACAAGGAUGUCGCUUACCAAUUACCAUCACGGGCAAGGCAGACACGACUUGGGGAAAAAUCAUUUAUUGUGAGUUAAAAUAGAGUUGGAUGGUAAGAAGCAAAGACAAUACCUAAAACACCUUCUCCUACCCAUUGUCCUUCUUCCCAGGCUUGGCUUUACUCCUUCACUCCCAAUUCCUCUACUUCUUCCCCCUGAGAGGUGCACAGAGAGAGGGAAUGGGGGCUCCAGUCAGCCCAUUACAGCUCCUCUCUGCCACUCCUGCCUCCUCACGCUUAGAAUCAUAGAAUCAUGGAAUGUCCUGAGUUGGAAGGGACCCACAAGGAUCAUCAAGUCCAACUCCUGUCCCUGCACAGGACAACCCCACAGUUCACACCGUGUGUCUGAGGAUGUUGUCCAAUCACUUCUGGAAGCGAUUUUCCUGCUCCAGUGUGGGGCUGUCCCAGGCGCUGCAGUUCC
Molecule: messenger RNA, 3397 nt
Organism: Columba livia (rock pigeon)
Lineage: Eukaryota; Metazoa; Chordata; Aves; Columbiformes; Columbidae
Gene: MARCHF11
Product: membrane associated ring-CH-type finger 11
Exons: 4
Coding region: 721-1698 (325 amino acids)
Biological process (GO): protein ubiquitination
Molecular function (GO): zinc ion binding; ubiquitin-protein transferase activity
Source: RefSeq, a predicted model, not a curated record